This is a messenger RNA of Exophiala xenobiotica, 1349 nucleotides long. RefSeq lists its product as uncharacterized. Lineage: Eukaryota; Fungi; Ascomycota; Eurotiomycetes; Chaetothyriales; Herpotrichiellaceae. Bases 1 to 1302 code for a protein of 433 amino acids. The record is from RefSeq and is a predicted model, not a curated record. The transcript has a single exon.
AUGAAUCUCUACAUUCAACUCCUCGUCUUGGUAGGCAUAGCUUAUGCUCAGAAUGCAAGCCUCGCGCAAGACAACACAAUCGCUACGCAAGGUCUUGUCUCGAAUACCUCUCGAUUCAACACUAUCCUCCGUGUCGACAAUGGGCCAUAUGGCCCUAUGAUUGAUGAAGUCCACUACUACUACGGCUACUGGCCUAUUGGCCUUGCUGUGUCCAGCGAGUCUCGGAUCUUUGUCUGCUACACCCGGGGGGACUAUGACUACACUGUGAAUGAAGUGGUCAAUAUGACCUCGGAAGCUCCUUAUCCCUCUGCUGGCCUGAAUAUGCAUCCGGACUCUCUCAACACAACCUUCAAUGGGAUUCAAUUCGGCAGUGCCAACUCUACAGGAUUGGUCUCUGUCCAGGCGCUCUACAUCACACCGGCGACGUCAUCACGAUCUGAGACGCUCUGGAUGCUUGACACGGGAAGGCCGACUGUUCAAACGUCCUCAGGUAGCUACAGUAUGCCAUACGCGCAACCAGGCGGACCGAAAGUCGUUGGAGUCAACCUAUCUAACAACACGGUCUACGCCACAUACACCUUUCCGUCGACCGUACACUACCCAGAUUCGUAUAUGAACGAUAUCCGCUUCGACCUUCGCUCCGGCCGGAAUGUCGCAUACAUCGUUGACUCCAGCAACGAAGGCCGGAACGGCUUCAUCAUGCUCAACCUCACAGAUGGCAGCUCCUGGCGCCGCUUAACUCAGCACCCUUCUGUUCUUCGGACAUACAACGCCCUGCCAAGUUAUCAGGGCCAUCCGUUCUACUACCGAAAUCCCGGCAUGCCCAUCUCGCACCAGCCGGAAGGUCUGGACGGCAUCCAGAUCACCCCCGAUGGCGAAUACAUAUAUUACUCCCCUCUUACGUCGCAGAACUUGUACAGAGUCCCGACCGCUAACCUACUGGCGCAAGACACAUUGGCUGAACAAGCCGCGUCGAACAAUGUCUCCUGGCUAGGGCAACGGGGAGGCGAGGCCAAUGGGUUUGAAGGCGAUAGCAAUGGACGCAUAUACAUGCUGAUGCCGACGCACAAUGCGAUAUACUACUACGAUCCCGCCGACCUGCAAAUGCACGGGUUCGUACGUGAUCCGAGGAUAUUAUGGCCUGACAGCGCGAGUAUUGGAGCGGAUGGGUACUUCUACAUGAACAUCAACCAGCUGCCGUACCAAGAUCAAUGGAACAAUGGUGUCGAUUUGAGGCAGAGACCAGGAGCGAUUUUGAGGGCGAGGUUGCCGGAUAAUGGGACGAAGAUUUCGACCCUUUGAUAGCGGAAUAUACUGCACCUGAUGGAGUCUGGAGUCGUAUGUGGUCU